GCGCGGGGGCGCGCAUGCGCACGGCGGCGGCUCCAUGGAGCACCAGCAGCAGCUGCGGAACCUACGGGAUUUCCUGCUGGUCUACAACCGGCUGACGGAGCUCUGCUUCGAGCGCUGCGUGCCCAGCCUGCACCACCGUGCCCUGGCUCCCGAUGAGGAAGCCUGCCUGGACAGCUGCGCGGGGAAGUUCGUGCGCUCCAACCACCGCCUCAUGGCCGCCUACGUGCAGCUGAUGCCCACCCUGGUGCAGCGCCGCGUCGCCGACUUGGAGGCCGGGGCUGCCGCGGCCGGGGUCGAGGCCGCCGCCCCGCCUGGCCCCGAGAGCAGCGAGGCGCCCAGUCCCCUGCUGGAGCCCAAGGACGUCCCAGCCGGCCGGCACAGCCUGUCAGACCCUACCAGCUAGGGCUCCGGCCCGCUUUUCCUUCCCAGACCUCUGGGCCACAUGCCCUUUGAGCCAUCCACGCUUCCCUGGCAGGCCCCGGAAGGGUGGCACGGAUCGGAGUCCGUGAGUGGAGGACGGGGCGGGUGCCAAGGAGAUCUAGGACAGAGCAACAUCCGAGGCGGGGCGGUUGGGAUGGAACGGCAGCCACACACUGGAGACGGUUGCCCGUGCCAGGGGGCGGUGCCCGGGGGAUGGAGCAGCGGGCCUGGGGCCCGGACAGCUAGCUGCCAGGCAUCGGGAAGACGGUGGACUCCCCCCUAACCCACCGGGACCUGCUCUCUCUCUGCUUCCCCCAUCCAGCCUGGACCCUCUCAAGGGCUGGUCACCCUGGCCGGGCCAGACCCUGCUUAGGCAGCAGGGAGGGACAGACCGCAGCCUCACCUGUCCUGUCGCCAAUAAAUUAGUUUCCGUCCG
Tachyglossus aculeatus (Australian echidna) is the source of this 856-nucleotide messenger RNA. It is a transcript of the gene TIMM10B, whose product is annotated as translocase of inner mitochondrial membrane 10B. The transcript is spliced from 3 exons. Lineage: Eukaryota; Metazoa; Chordata; Mammalia; Monotremata; Tachyglossidae. The coding region runs from base 35 to 403 and encodes 122 amino acids. Gene Ontology annotation, cellular component: mitochondrial intermembrane space chaperone complex. The record is from RefSeq and is a predicted model, not a curated record.